This is a messenger RNA of Argiope bruennichi, 912 nucleotides long. RefSeq lists its product as uncharacterized. NCBI's taxonomy places the organism in Eukaryota, Metazoa, Arthropoda, Arachnida, Araneae, Araneidae. The record is from RefSeq and is a predicted model, not a curated record. The transcript has 9 exons. Bases 418 to 912 code for a protein of 164 amino acids.
GAACCGAAAUCCAAAGAACUGGAACUGGUUAGAAAACCUGCGGCAACUGAGUCGGGAAUAUGUCCUGCGACCAGAAAGAUCCUUGGUCCAUCUGAUCCUAUCUGUGAAAAACGAAAUAACGAAGUUACAACUGCUGGUUACAAGACUAAUAAUGAAGAUGAAAAAAGGAAAAGAACCAUUUCUUCUUUUACGUCAGCGGAAAAAAAGAAGCAAGAUAACAGUGCGAGUGAAGCUGUAAAAAAGAGACAUACAUCAUUUGACUCUUACGUAAACUGGAAACCGGCUGAGGGUAACUGGACUACUUAUGGGUUACAUUUGGAAAUUCCAGUAACUGAUAAGACAUUUCUUCAGAUAUUUACUGUUGAAAUAGCGUUAAUCCUUAUUUUGCUGUUUUCUUUGCGUUAUUACAUUUUAGAAAUGAAAUCUUUAAAAAACUCUGUGAGUGAAAUUAUGGCAAGAGCUCAAAGAACUGCUUACUCGAUUGCUGAAGAGGACGUACGGGGUAGCCGGAGGUAUCCAGAAACUAACGAAGAAGAUGAAUCAAUUUCUAGAAAUGAUGAGCUAGCCUUCAUGACGUCAGCGUCGAUGGUUCAUUCUCAUCUACAAAACUUAGUGAACGAAAUUAAACGAACCAAACCUGAAGAAAAUUCAGAGAAGUAUUUAACAGAAGAGUUUCUACAAUUGAUUGCUGAUCGUAUUGCUCAAGAAGGUUUUAUGAGAUCCAAUUUUCAGAAUCUACUUACAGCAGAAUCCUUAUUUCGGCUAGGUCAAGUCUAUUAUUAUCAAAAGAAUAGAAAUUCUGGAAAUUCCAAUAUUCGAGAUGUUAAGCUGAAUAUAGGAGUUCAGGUUGGAGGCCAAGAAAUCACUUUACCCAAGUCAAAAACAGAAAAGCGAGAAGAUACUUCGCAUUAA